Zingiber officinale is the source of this 1308-nucleotide messenger RNA. RefSeq names its product peroxidase 64-like. Bases 33 to 986 code for a protein of 317 amino acids. The transcript has 4 exons. Gene Ontology annotation, biological process: response to oxidative stress; hydrogen peroxide catabolic process. NCBI's taxonomy places the organism in Eukaryota, Viridiplantae, Streptophyta, Magnoliopsida, Zingiberales, Zingiberaceae. Gene Ontology annotation, cellular component: plant-type cell wall; plasmodesma. The record is from RefSeq and is a predicted model, not a curated record. Gene Ontology annotation, molecular function: heme binding; peroxidase activity.
GGUCUUUCUCAUCAAAUUAAACGAAAGCAGCAAUGAGUACUCCCUUAGUCACUCUUUUUCUCAUCUUCUUCGCCAUCUCUCUCGUUGUCUCCGGCAAUGCAUUGUGCAUAGACUACUAUGCGAAGACCUGCCCGGAUGCCGAAUUGGCAGUGACUGAGGUCGUGAAGAAGGCCAUCGCCAAUGACAACACAGUUCCUGCAGCUUUACUACGCUUGCAUUUCCAUGACUGUUUCAUCAGGGGCUGCGAUGCUUCUGUGUUGCUGAAGUCGAGGGGGAGCGACAAGGCAGAGAAAGACGGCCCACCUAACGAGUCACUCCAUGCGUUCUACGUCAUAGACCAUGCCAAGAAGGCAGUGGAGGAGAUGUGCCCUGGCGUCGUUUCUUGCGCUGACAUUUUAGCUUUGGCUGCUAGAGAUUCAGUUGCAUUGUCGGGUGGGCCAACGUGGGAGGUUCCAAAGGGAAGAAAAGACGGGAGGGUUUCCAGAGCCAACGAAACAAAUCAGCUCCCAGCUCCGACCUUCAACUUCACACAGCUGAAGCAGAGCUUCUCGCAGAGAGGACUCUCCACCAAAGACUUAGUGGUGCUCUCAGGAGGGCACACCUUGGGCUUCGCUCACUGCUCCUCCUUCCAGAACCGGAUCCACGACUUCGACACUGAGAGCGACGUGGACCCCACGCUGGACCCGAGCUUCGCGGCGCGUCUGCAGGAGAUCUGCCCUGCCCAGAACAGAGUGAAGAGCGCGGGGUCAGCCAUGGACUCCACCUCCACGGCGUUCGACAACACCUACUACAAGAUGCUGCUGCAAGGGCAGGGCUUGUUCUCUUCGGACGAGGCCCUUUUGACCCAUCCUAAAACCGCAGGGUUCGUGUCCCAGUUCGCGAGCUCACAGGAAGAAUUCUUUCAGGCCUUUGUGAAGUCUAUCAUCAGGAUGGGAAGCAUAGAAGGUGGAGAGGAAGUGAGGAAGAAUUGCAGGGCGAUUAAUUGAAAGUGAUUGGAUUUUGGUUGCGGUGAAGUGCUGCUACUUGGACUUUAAUUUAUAUAUUAUGUUUGUUUAUAUUUGAGUGAUGAAUCAAGUGAAAUGAAAAGCACGGACCUUGAUCGGAGAAAGUUAGGUAAGAUUAUUACCGUAUAUAAUAAUGUAUAUGUGUGUGUUUUCUUUUGGUGGGAAAAACCCAUUCACUAUCAUGUAAGAUGUUUGAAAAGAUUUGUGAAACAAAAAAGAUCAAAAAAAAAAAAAAAUCCAACAAUAUUGUGGGCGCCAAGAUUUGAAGCUUUUAUUCUAAGAGCACUUGUGAAAUUCCAAAACA